Molecule: messenger RNA, 3562 nt
Organism: Diachasmimorpha longicaudata
Lineage: Eukaryota; Metazoa; Arthropoda; Insecta; Hymenoptera; Braconidae
Exons: 5
Coding region: 647-3562 (971 amino acids)
Source: RefSeq, a predicted model, not a curated record
UUUUCAAGGACGGUCAAAAAAGAAUGGUUCUUUUUCCAUGAAGAGUGAAGGGUGAAAUAAAUAAAUGAGAAAGAAAUUAAAAAGUCCGGUAGUUGAAAUGUGAUGACUACUCGAUUGAAGCAUCAUUAUUCUUCGUGAAAAAAUUCCAUUUAUCCACAUUUUCUUAUUUAAUCAAAAAUUUAUCGAUUUUCACAAUUUCAUUGGUUUUUUGACAAAAAUGCGAGAAAAAAUCAAUUGAAGUGAGAAAUAAACCGUAUUUCUUCACGUAAAAUAAUUUAAAAAUUCGCUCAAUGGAAUUUUAGAGCAUUUACAGUAAUAAUAAAUUUUGUUUUCCGAGGAAACCAGAAUUUAUGAGUCCCUAUUUGAAUUUAUGGUUGGGCGAUGCACGCCCGACUAUUACUAGAGGGACCUUGAUGACUAUCCGCAACGGAAUUUCUUUAAUGCAAAGUCGAAUUUCUCGCUCUUUCCCAAUAUUUUCUUGGGGCAACUCCUACGUACUUUGUCUUUCACAUGGCAAAAUACAUCGCACCAAUUUUUGUGGUAGCCAUUGAAGGUCAGUCAACAGGAGACAUCCACACUGUCGACAUCUCAGCAAUCGUUACGUUGAAAUCUCAGUAGUCAACCGCAAAAAAAAACACGCGUCAAUAUGCCGGAAACGCGAACCGUAACGAAUAUUGUGUUAAUCGGGAAUGCGACUCCUGAUAUUUGUGGAAAUCAGUUGCCUUCGAACCGGCAGGUGUUACAAUGCUACUUUUACCAGACGAGAUAUGCUGAACCAAAACUCACAUCUCGUAGAGCUGGAAUGAGUGUUGUGCGAAAGUGCGCUGUCUUCUGGGAAUAUGCAGGGAUCCCAAUAGUGCAAGAGUCGUAUGCGAUCGAUAAGGUGGAAAAAUUAGUGAAACGAUAUAAAUACAUUCUCAAGUACGGAUCACGCAAGGAGGAGCCAGUGGUACAAUGCAAGGUGAUCGAUUUCACAUGUAUGCUGGAAAAUCUGUUCGAUAUUGCUCAUGAAAAGCAAAUGAAGAGCAUAGAAAAUGAAGAAGCGAAAACAUUAUUGAAUCUGCAUCGAGAAACAGGACGAAAUGGCCGUUUAGAUAGAAUCAUUGACACUGGGAUUGGAAUUCUGUGUUUACGAGAAAAAAAAGAAGAAAGGGAAACAGAGGAGUUAUUAGAAGUUCAACCCCGGCCUACUAUGCUGAAUAUUGCUAAUUGCAUGCUAGAUGAAGAUGAAAACCUCGAUGAGUUGUUGAAACAAAUAGACGAUAGCGAUGAAACGGACGGCAGUUAUCAAGUCCAGUUACCAACCACGAAAGCCAAACGACAGAAACUUAUGGCUCCCAAUCUCACGGCAGUUCUAGAUAGGGCUAAAGUUAGUGAUCGCAUGGCCGCAAGGAUCCUUGCUGCUACCCUCAUAGAGGCCGGGAUAACGUUGGAAGAUGUUGAUUUGAGCCGCGAAACUAUUCGUCGAAAUCGACAACAACAUCGCGAGGUACUCCAAAGAAGCAUUUGCGAUAAUGUGAGAAUUAAAAAACCAGAUGUCCUCGGCGUUCACUGGGAUGGAAAGCAGGAGACGGAUCCGGGAAAUAAAUUCGUAAAAGCUGAUCGACUUUCGGUGCUAGUAUCGGGUCAUGAGUGGAGUCAAUUGCUUGGUGUACCCAGAUUGGAACGAGGAACCGGAUAUACGCAAGCCGAAGCAGUCCAUAGAUUACUGAAGGAAUGGGAUCUGCUGGACGAUGUAUGCACCAUGGUGUUUGAUACAACAGCAAGCAAUACAGGUGCCUUCAAUGGUGCAUGCAUCUUACUGGAACAACUAGUUGGAAGAGACCUGCUGCAUUUGCCAUGUCGUCACCACAUUCUGGAGCUACUUUUGAGAGCAGCCUUUGAAUCUGGCAUGGGAUGGACUUCGGGGCCCGACGUUCCAAUUUUCAAAAGGUUUCAAGUGCAGUGGAGCAGUAUCGACAAAAAUGAUUUUUCCCCCGGAGUUCAUGAUGCUACAGUGAAGGAAGCACUCAAUGAUCACAUGCAACAAAUGCUCGAUUUCGCUGAGGCACAAUUAAAGGGUGAUACUGUUCGCAUGGACUACAAGGAGUUCCUGGAACUGGUGGUAUUGUUUCUGGGUGGGAAUUUACCGAGAGGAAACCGUUUCAGAGCUUUGAUCGGUAUUCACCAUGCUAGGUGGAUGUCGAAAUCGAUCUACUCCCUAAAAAUCUUCUUGUUCAGAAACCAGUUUAAUUUAACAUCGAAAGAAAAAUCGGGACUGAUAGAUGCAUGUAUUUUUAUUAUCAUGUCGUACCAGAGGGCUUGGUUCACGGCUUCUAAUGCAGUCUCAGCUCCGAACAACGAUCUUCAUUUGUUGAAAAGGAUCGCAACGAACGCUAGUUCUUCAAGUCGUGUCGCAGUAAAGCUCUGGAAAGCUGUUUUUGCCAAGUUCGUGAACCACCUCUGGUAUUUAUCGGAGGAAUUGAUUGCUUUUGCCUUUUUUGACGAGAAUGUAACUCUAGAUUGUAAGAGAAAAAUGUGUCGAGCAAUCAAAUCUUCUCCGCCACUCGGUGAUGAUAGAAAGAGGAGAAGAACUGGAAUCCAUGAUCUAGCGUUGAUUCCACAAUUAAGCUUAGAUUCAUUUGUUACGCAGAAUGCACAGAAAUUCUUCGAAAUUUUGAGAAUCGACUGUAAUUUUCUGGAGAGUGAUCCAGUCACAUGGGAGAUGAGAGAGGAUUUUGCCAAAGCUAUCAAAAUUGUCAAAUCUCUCCAAGUGACAAAUGAUAUUGCGGAAAGGAGUGUGGCUCUCAUGAGCGAAUACAAUAAUUUGCUCACGAGAGACGAAAAUAGCAAACAAAAUUUAUUGUUAAUUGUGAAAGAAUUCAGAGAAUUAUCACCGGGUUACUCGAGAAAAGAUUUGCAGUCUAGGCUUGAUGAUUAUUUAGAUAACCAACUGCUGAAUGAUUACGAGUAUGUGAAUAAAUGGGUUAAGCAGGAGAUAGUAGUGGAUCCUGAGUGGGAAGUCUUCGACAUCAUCGUGCUUGCUUGGGCUGACAAUUAUGAUACGGCUACACGUCGUUUAGAAAGAGCCUACAGCAUGAGGGAAGUGGCAAGUUCUGAUAAUCAGAAAAACCGACGUGAACUUGUCGUUCUUCCAGAAAAAAGCGUUCAUCAGAUCCUCCAUGAAACGACACCUAUGGUUCGUUCUACUUCGAAGCUCAGGGGUACCAAAGCCAUUGGUCUUGCAUUUGGUGAUAAGACACAAUCUGACAAUAAGUCUCCCUCAAAAUCAACGAAAAAAAUUGUCAGAAAGAAUAAGGAAACGAUCAUCUCCGACACAUCAAGCUCGUCAUCCUGCCCAACGACUCCACGAAUAUCACUUCAGAAAUGUCCAGCAGCAAUUCGUCCACAAAAUCUCUCGGGAAAGACUAACUCUUCUUCAUACAAGACUCCUUCUCUCACGAAGAGAUUUCGAAAAGUUUAUGAAAAAUUGCAGAUAAUAUCCUCCGAAGACUCUCAGGAAUAUGAGAAUAACUCGUCAAAGUCCUCAGUAGAGAGACUCCCCAAGCAUAAUAUGAGUUGA